Molecule: messenger RNA, 729 nt
Organism: Elephantulus edwardii (Cape elephant shrew)
Lineage: Eukaryota; Metazoa; Chordata; Mammalia; Macroscelidea; Macroscelididae
Gene: ADIPOQ
Product: adiponectin, C1Q and collagen domain containing
Exons: 2
Coding region: 1-729 (242 amino acids)
Molecular function (GO): protein binding
Source: RefSeq, a predicted model, not a curated record
AUGCUGUUUCUGCAAGCUGUUCUACUGCUACUAGCCCUGCCCGAUGGUGACACCGUAACCGAAGAGCCUGUGGUCCUGCCCUCCCCACCCAAAGAAGGUUGUGCUGGUUGGAUGGCAGGUAUCCCAGGACAUCCUGGCCACAACGGAACUCCAGGCCGAGAUGGCAGAGAUGGCAAACCUGGAGAGAAGGGUGAAAAAGGAGAUCCAGGUCUUAGUGGUCCUAAGGGUGACUCUGGAGACACUGGAGUGACUGGAGUUGAAGGACCCCGAGGCUUUCCAGGAAUUCCAGGCAGAAAAGGAGAACCUGGAGAAAGUGCUUAUGUAUACCGCUCGGCAUUCAGCGUGGGCCUGGAAAACAGAGUCGCUGUUCCCAAUGUUCCCAUUCGCUUCACCAAGAUCUUCUACAACCAGCAAAACCACUAUGAUGGUACCACUGGCAAAUUUCACUGCAACAUUCCUGGGCUGUACUUCUUCACCUAUCACAUCACAGUCUACCUGAAGGAUGUGAAGGUCAGCCUUUUCAAGAAGGACAAGGCGGUGCUCUUCACCUAUGACCAGUACCAGGACAAGAAUGUGGACCAGGCCUCUGGCUCUGUGCUUCUGCAACUAGAAGUGGGUGACCAAGUCUGGCUCCAGGUAUACGGAGACGGGGAGCAGAAUGGGCUCUAUGCAGAUAAUGUCAAUGACUCCACCUUCACAGGCUUCCUUCUCUACCAUGACACCAACUGA